Harmonia axyridis is the source of this 620-nucleotide messenger RNA. It is a transcript of the gene Pomp, whose product is annotated as proteasome maturation protein. Gene Ontology annotation, cellular component: nucleus; cytoplasm. Gene Ontology annotation, biological process: proteasome assembly. Lineage: Eukaryota; Metazoa; Arthropoda; Insecta; Coleoptera; Coccinellidae. The transcript has 3 exons. The record is from RefSeq and is a predicted model, not a curated record. Bases 132 to 557 code for a protein of 141 amino acids.
UAGAAGUUAAAUUGGUUGCCAUCUGACUCAGAAACAAUGUUUUUCUCUGAUUGACAUUAAGAAACGUUAAUCGUGACUAGGAGUUUUACUUAAGAUUUUAUUUCUCGAAAUAAUAAAUAUUUAUAUUCAAGAUGAGUUUUUCAAUGCCCCCAGUAAAAUGUAAACCUGAGGCACCUAUUACAUCUAUCAAAAAUCAUAAGGAAUAUGAAGUUGCUGAUACAAUGCUGAAUGGAUUAGCAAAUACACAGGCUUGCGUAGAUGUCCCUCAUCCUCUAAUGCUGUCUGAGGCAAAUUAUUCAAAACAUCGUAACAACUUAGAUAUGACUAUUCUCCGUAAUACACAAGGAUUACAUGCUCCAUUGAGAAUUGGAAUGGAAAUCAAAGCUGCCAAAAAGGUUGGUCGUCUUCCUUUCUUGACAUCUUCAAAUAUAAUGUUCAAUACAUUGAAAGGAAGAGAUAUUGAUAUUGGACCUGAAGAUAUUUUCAACCAACCAGAAUUUAGUGAAGUUAUGGGUCAGCCUCAUGCUAUGGUAGAGAGAUCAUUAGGCUUACUUUAAGAUAAAUUUAACAUUUCGAUUGUUAGCUCUAUUCUUUUCAUUGUAAUAAAAAAAUGUCAGUAA